Molecule: messenger RNA, 5729 nt
Organism: Culex quinquefasciatus (southern house mosquito)
Lineage: Eukaryota; Metazoa; Arthropoda; Insecta; Diptera; Culicidae
Gene: sca
Product: protein scabrous
Exons: 4
Coding region: 1268-3433 (721 amino acids)
Source: RefSeq, a predicted model, not a curated record
UCGGGACGUCGUGGCGCAAGGAUCGCAAGCUAGUAGUUGGGUUGUCCCACCACCGUGAGGAGUUUUAUUUUGGACCAAACUUUUCCAGUGAGUGCGUGCGUGAAACGACGCGAAACGCGGAAAGGUGGCAGUGCGUGAAAUUCACGGAUUUAACGGAAGGGGAGGCGGUCGAGGACGUUUAGACACGGUCAAGCAAUUGGGACACGAACUGUCCAACGGGAGUGAUGUGUUGUCCCGCUAUAGGUGGUGCCGACGAGUAUUUUUUGUAGAGUGGUGCGCUAUUGAUUUUUCGUUGAGCAGUGGGAGCCAAAGCAGCAGCAGCAGCAGCAGAGUGUGAAUUAAAUAUUUAUGAAUGGAGUAACGUUAUCUAACGGCACACCGCUAGAGUGAAUUGAGGCCGUUGAAAAAAAGGACUCUUUGAAGAGGAGCAAAGUGAAUGAGUGUGUGCGGGAUUCCGCGAAAGCACAAAUAAAGUUUCGGUUUGGUGUGAGUUUUGUGUGUGGGAGUGCACGGUGGAAAGGAUUCGAAUAAUCAACUUGUGGAUUUGUGCAGCACGUGUGAUUCUGGGGAAUGAAUAGUGCACUCGCUGGCCAUUUGAGCUAAUCACUUAUUCAAAGCGUGCCGGGAACAUCCCGACUCUAUCCACCCAACAGGAAUAUUGGAUUAGAGAGCUGGUGUGAUUCGACCCUUUUUGCGACAAUUACGAAAGCAAAUAUAUUGGAUUGCUUGUCAGUUCGGAAAACGCACAUUUUCCGGCAUUCCACGUGUGUGUGUGUGUCCUUCUUGUUGGGUUCCCACUCCCCCGGGGGGAGAUUCGGAAUUCCGGUGCGGUAGAAUCGAUUAUUUACUUAUUUAUCCCGGUCGGAAGCCACGGCAGAGCAGCAGCAGCACCGGAUGCGGAUAUUUAUUGGAAUAAUUGCGGCAACUUGACGUGAAUUGUUAUUGGUGAAAACGAAACACAGUGAGGAGGAGGAGAAAAAAUCACGCGCGCAAAAAUAACACAGAGCUUAAGGGGGAAAACGUGACACGCCAAGGGUACGCGUGUGUUGAAAGCACAAAUCAGCGUAGGACCGCGCAGUAUUUAUGAACCAGAGGCGAAUUUUUGGUUAUAAUUGAAAAUUUAUUGGGCUCCAGGACUCCCCUCAAACCAUAAGUUACCGUUCUGCGGCCGACACGAAAUCCGGAAGAGUUACGCGCGAGUUUGCUGGUUUCCCAACCAGAAAAUUUCGGUUUUUCAAGAAAACAGCAAAUCGAUAAAUCACCCAAAAUGGUGUACUUAUUGCCGGGGGUCGCGAUUAUCCUCGGAUUAACAUCGCUGGUGAGCUGUAGCGCCCUCGGGGUGCCACCUUCCACGGUGAACCAGCCAGUCGGUGGUGGUGAGCUGGAGGAAGCCCCGACCCCGGUCCUUUCGCUCGAGGAUCAGGUGCGGCUGUUGACGAAGCAGUUGAACGCCCUCACCAACCAGCGCCGCGAGGAUUACAAGAGCCUCGAGAACAACCUCAAAAAGUACGUGCGCAAGAACUCGGCCCAGCUGACGGGCGCGGAGAUACGCGAGGAGCUGGACGCGCUGAGAGCCGAUAUCAAAGUGCUGCGCGAGGGCAGCUCGCCGAACAAGGACCGGCUGACGGUGCAGUGGCUGUCGCAGUCGAUAUCGGAAAUCCGGUCCGAGCUGGCCGAGCUGCAGGAGUCGUCCAGCAACGUGUCCAAGGACGCCCAGCUGCGGAACCAACUGACGGAGGACAUCACCGGGCUGCGGGCGGACUUUGCCACGCUCCGGCUGGAGCUGGAGUCGCUGCGCUCGCGGCAGGACAAAACCGAGGUGCUGGUGCGGGAACUGCGCGAGGAGGCCGUCCAGAGCGCCCAGGACAUCCGCCGCAGCUGGAACCGGCUGCACGAGAAGAACGCCAACGACCAGGUGCCCCAGACGAUAGACUUUGUGGAACCGGAAGCGGAUCACCGGAUGCGUCACCAUCGCUUUUUCCGCGAGCAGCUGCACGAACUGGAGGUCAAACAGUCGGCGAUGAAGCGCCAGUUGAGUGAGAUCUUCAACCACCGGAUGGCGGACCGUCUGCGCAGUCUCGAAAUCGAACAGCGCCGUUUAGCGAACGCCAACUUCAACAUUAGCCGCCAGGUUGCGAACCUGGACAAACUGCACGGCUCGAUGCUCGAGCUGCUCGAGGACGUCGAGGGCAUCCAGGGCAAGUUCGAGAAGACCCUGCCCGACAUCAAGCGCGAAAUCUCCAAGGUGGAGUUCAACGCGGCCCAGCUGUCCUCCGAGCAGGCCCUGCUCCGCGAGGAGGGACACAACGUGGCCAAGAGCAUCCAGGCGAUGGCCGUUAGCGUGAGCACGCUGCAGGAGGAGCGCGAAUCGGCCCGCAAGCUGGAGGAGCAGAUUGCGGUGAUGCGCAGCGAUCUGGACAAGAUCAAGUCGGCGGCCCUGCUGCACAAGGAGAUGGCGCACCACAGGCUGGAAAAGCUGGAGGCGGAAUCUCGCACCGAUUUCAACGCCUCGUCCCGGCUGUCGGAGCUGCAGCGCACCUCCCGGCUGGUGCAACAGUUGGAGCACGUCGAGGCCGAGUACGAGACCAUCAUUAGCAAGCUGCCCCGCGACUGCACCCAGGUCGAGCAGAUGAAGGUUCACGGCGGUGAGGGUGCGGUCGAGGGGACGGGUCAGAGUGGCGAGAGUAACCUGUACCUGAUUGCCCCCGUUGGUCAGCACCAUCCGCUGAUGACCCAGUGCGAGAACGAGUGGACUACGAUCCAGCGGCGCCAGGACGGGUCGGUUGACUUUAAUCGGUCCUGGGAGGAUUACGCGAACGGGUUUGGGACGCCGGCCGGGGAGUUUUGGAUCGGCAAUGAGGCGUUGCACCAUCUUACCAACGACAACUGCUCGACGCUUCGGAUUGUGAUGCAGGACAUUUACGACAAUACCUGGUUUGCGGAUUACGAGGCGUUCCGGAUUGGGUCUCGGGAGGAUGGCUUCCGGCUCGAGCUGGCCGGUUACAAGGGGAACGCGUCCGAUGCCUUCGAGUACCAGAACCACAUGCAGUUCUCCGCCAUCGACGUUGACCGGGACAUCUCGAACACCCACUGUGCCGGUAACUACGAGGGAGGCUGGUGGUUCUCCCACUGCCAGCAUGCCAACCUGAACGGACGGUACAAUCUGGGGCUUACGUGGUUCGAUGCCUCCCGGAACGAGUGGAUAGCGGUCAAGUCCAGCCACAUGAUGAUUGCCCGACGAAGGUCGGACUGCCUGGCCGGGGAACACUUUGGUGCUGCCAGCAGUCAGUCGGCGGACAGUCCGGUGGGUGCGGAACCAUUUUCCUCUGCCCCAACGGCGACGAUAUCCAAGUAUGAGACCACCCUGUUGACCACAUUAUCGUCCGGUUCGGCCUCUCCUGCAUCCUCCGAGUCGGGCUACGCCGGCGUCUAGGACUUUGAUGGCUAAACGUUGGAAUGUAAAAUAGCCGUAGAAGAGUAUGUGCUUUGAUUCUUCCCUUCGGUUUGUACAUUCUUACCGUGUAGAGACGAGAAAGAACUAAUGAUUUUAUCCGCAGGAACCACACGUGAAUGUAUGUUUGAGAGUGUGUGUAAGUGCAUGUACAGAAGUAGGGAUAGCAUCAUAUCAGAGUAACGUUAGCCAUGUCUAGCCCGAACAGCGGGAGAACCCUUCCGCUUGAGGUCAGCUUACCUCGUAGGUCAGCAAUUAGCAGGAACCCCCCUCUCCAAACCCACAAUUUGCCGGGACCAAACCGUUGGUUCUAAUUGAUUCCUGUUCCUUCGACAGACUAUGUUUGCAAAAACUAAUCUCCUCUAAACGACACACACUCAUGGAUUAGUCGUCGGAAACAAACUUAUGCGCAACAUUAGGGGGUUGGUUGUCACCGUUCGUUUCAUCCUCUAAUGACGCAUUACAACUGGAUUGGCACACAACGUAUACAUAUUUUAAACUGCCAUCAAAACAGAUUAUUAUGCUUCUCCUCCCCCCUAACAGAAAAGGACGUAAUCUCUUCUCUUUCAUCCGUCAAAGCUGGCAGAGUUUGAGCUCGUUAGCUGAUAUGGCCACUACUGCCAGUGGGGCUUUUGGGGACAAUUGAAAUCUAUAUUGAAAAUUUGUAUGAAUGAAAUGUUAAAGUUAAGCUUAUUUUCUAAUUAUUUCCACAUCCAACGUAUUUGUGAAUUUGAUUUUCUUAAUUUUGCCAAUAUAUGUUUGAGCAAAAUUCAGGCAAAUUUUGUAUUUUUCAAAGGUAUGCCAAUUAUUAUGAUUUUUUGCUUGACUUUGGAAUACCAAAGUUGUCCUUAUUUUAUGUAAAAUAAGUCUUAUUCAACAUCAAACUAUUAAACUCAUAACACCUUCCAAAUACCCGUCAAAUUAAAAAUGGUUCCAAUUUGACCCCAAAUACCCCACAGCAUCAGAACAGGCAGCAAAAAACAAAGCCCAAGGAGGGGGUGGGAGGAUUUAUUUGGGUUGAUUACCUUUUUAUGGCUAUUUUAUCCUUGUUUCCAAAAUUUACCGAGAAACACCCAACAAGGAGAAGGACGUUGACGAUCCGACGGGCUCCGCUGUUGUUGUGCGUAGGUGCUUUUAAUGGUACGACCGUCUGUUUCCUACUUCCCCCGGAAUUCAGGAGGGAGCGUUGAUGAAGUUGUAAUUUGUGCUACUCAGCCACGACAAACGAGGGAGGCACGCACACGUAUGAGGGAGAAAAACAGUGUUUGUACAAUGUAAUGACUCGGAAAAAAAAACAUUUUAUUUCUCAAUUAAGCUUAUUUUAUAUUUAUGUUCUCGAGCUAGUCUUAUUACAAAAAUAUCUCAAAAUUAUUUUGACAAUAUCAAGCCCGUUGAUAACUCUAAUAAACAACUAAUAAAACAGUCAAUAAGUCUCAAUUGCUGCGCAAAGGGGAGUUUUCCAAAACUCUCCACACAGGAAAUAUAAUGUUUUAAAAUAUCACAACCAAUACCAAAGAACGUUACAUCAGCAUCAAACAGGUCGAACCAGAUUUUUUUCCAGAAAAGAAACUUCGUUUAUUGCUUGUGCAUGUUGUGUAAAAAAUUGGAUAUAACACAUAUAAGAAAAUACAACUGAAGGACUGAAUUAUAUCUUUAUGUAAACCACAGGAAAAAAAAUAUCUGUCUGAAUGGUAGUACGUGCAUCCACAUAUCAAAAGACGUUGCAUUCCAAGCUGUAAAUACGAACCAAUAAUAUAAAAACAUUCUUUCAAUGCAAAUGACGCGAUGAAACUGGUUUGAGUAUACUUGACAAACUAUAAGUUGGUGAAAUAACAAAUCAAAAUGCACUAAGGAUUUCGUUGAAAUUGGUCAUAUUUAAUUUAGUUUAAAAAAUCUCCGGAAGAGGUUAUCAUUUUGAGCGUAAUUUCAGUAACCUAAGUUAAGAAACGCGCCGUAGAAACUAUAAAACGAAAAUACAUAUAAAAAGCUAUAAACUACUCGUAGAUAGUCCGGAAGACUCUCAACUCUCAGUCAUGAUUUUGUAAAUAGUUUUAAGUAUUCCUCAGCCUGUACGUUUAGAGAUAUAGCAAAAUCGCGAGUCAAUCUGUACGAAAGGAGGAAUUUAGUUGGUAACUUGAAGUGAAACAAAUGAAGCGAGAAUUUAUCCACACAGAGAUUUAGAGAUUGGUUCCACAAACCGUGUUUGACGAUUGAAUAAGUUUUAAUGAAAUGAUAAAAUGCUGUAACAAUAAAUUAUAUUUAAAUUUUAUAAAAAAAA